Pomacea canaliculata is the source of this 5090-nucleotide messenger RNA. RefSeq names its product ganglioside GM2 activator-like. Gene Ontology annotation, molecular function: enzyme activator activity; lipid carrier activity. Gene Ontology annotation, cellular component: cytoplasmic side of plasma membrane. The record is from RefSeq and is a predicted model, not a curated record. Lineage: Eukaryota; Metazoa; Mollusca; Gastropoda; Architaenioglossa; Ampullariidae. Gene Ontology annotation, biological process: ganglioside catabolic process; lipid transport.
CCCAACCCCCUUCUCCGGACAACUACUACAACAACUACGUCCUUCGUUGAGUCCACACGGCGCCAGAGUAUGAUGUGGUCCAAGGUGCGAAUAUCGCGAAGGUAGUAUGGGGUUGUAAGCCUACAGACAAGGAUGUCACAGGCAUGACAUUCGUUGGAAACAGGUAGCCACAUCAGCAGCUAGUUUACCAAGUCAGUCUUUCUCCUUUGGUACGUGAAAAUCGAACUUGUGCUGUCUGCUCGGUUUGUCUUUGGAUUGCUGACAUCAAGGUUUUUGGCGAGUGUGGGAUGAGCAAAACGGCGAUAAGAUUUAGAUGUGACACGUCGACACCUUAGUACUCGAUGGCGUAAUUGGAAACAUUGCUGUUAGAAGUGCAGUCUAAAUCUGAUCGACUUGUCAGGUCCGGCAGCUGAUGAAAGGAAGGUGAAUGGCCAGGUAAAAACACCCACCCAUCACACAAAACCUUCAGGGUAACAGGCCACCAAGUCAGCCCCGCCCCGCCCUGCGCACAACAACCGCCACCACCGGUCAGGCUCUUUCUCCUCAAGACAAACUGACUCUACAAGUUGGAAGAGAAUUAGAAGAACAGUGCCAGCUCCGUCGCCUUCAUAAUCUAGAAAAUUUAUGCGUGUCAAGUUGGCUGUCAGGACGUCAUCCUUCUUGUAUAUAUUGAGCGCAGCACGAUCGUGGGCAGUUUCAUGGAGACCUGUACCUACAUGGACAACGCCGGGGCUGCUUAGCAUCCAUUGUUCCUGGCCGUGCGCUUUGUUUUGAAGCCAGAUUCUCGAGGGCCAGGAGGAGGGGGCGAAGAAAUGUGAAGUCGCCUACAUGGUUUACUCAAUACGCCACCUGUGAGUAAAUUUGCAUCUUAAGGUGGGAAGCGGAUCUGGAUCAGUUUAGCUAAUAACAGAGAGCUGCAAGCGCGUGGAUUACGUUCCUGACGUGUGGCGUCCCCUUCUUCUCUCCUUCUCUCGCUCUGUGCUUCCGUGUCUCACAGCAUCAGACAUUCUCGUCGGGUUCGGAAACGAACUCUUGGCCACAUUCGUAAAUUCGGAAAAGAAACAAGACGCAAGACUUUUUUUCUCAAAAGAAUUAAGUAUAAGCUAUUUCAGUUUUAAUAGAAGAGUUUGAAAAUAUUUGUUAGAACCAUUGGAAGUCAGAAAGGCGACGACCCUAUCCACAGCGUAACGCAAGAUUUAAAGGGAGAACAUCAGUUUCUUACCAAAGUAAAGAGGGGAAAAAACUCUCAUCGUGUGCGGUUUCAAGGCAGCCGUGAGAUUCCCUGGCGGGCGAAACAACAAAUCACAGAGUUUAAAGAACAUUUGAAAAACAGUGCGCAAGAGAGCAGACAAUCACGAUAAGGGGUACACGCUUUCACUUCUUCAAAGAAGCAGUCACUAGAAACAGUUUUAAAAACUCAAAAAGAAAUAUUUGUUGUGUCUUAAAACUAAGAAUUAAAUUGGCUGUGCAAAAGCUCAUGUAAUGCUAGCAAAAGAAGAUGAAGACCUUCUGUUAAUACAACCUGAAGAAUUGAUAAUACAUCGUCGAGGAUUGAAAUUUAACCCAGCCUGCGCUACUGGCAAUUUAUUGCAUGGUUAAAUACGUGCCGGUCUGUGUGGAGAGAUAAAAGAGAGAGAGAGAAGGGAGGAAUCCGUUUAUUCUUUUCUGAGAGUUCUUGAACUCCAAACUGUCGAGAUCUUGGCAAAAUUUAAAUUUAAAAUGCUCGUCCUUUGGCAGCGUGCAUUGCUUGAAAGCUCGAGCUCUUUGUUCAUAAAUUAAGUCUGUUCGUAGUGAUGUGACAGAAACUUUGGCAGAGGCCGUCCGAUAUAUGCAAACAAUUUUAAUGUAAAGACUUAAUUCUGAAAGAACAUUUUUUCCUGCCUGCUUACCGCGAAAGAAGAAGUGAAACUGCCCUCCACCCUUCCCCAACUCAAGACUACGACUUGUUCUCGAACUGAUUGGUUGUGGUGUGGACAACUCUAAUUAAAAUAGACAAACCGAGAAAUAAAGAACUGUCGAAGACAGCGAAAUCGAUGGCAGACUGACUGAAAUUCAAUAAAGUCGAUUCUGAGUCAAUCAAGAAGUAGUUUGCAGUUAACUUUUGGAAGAGAACUAUAUGAUGAUUUGAAGAGAGCAAACCGAUGGUUACACAACAUCCGUUCGAUCAUUUCCCCUCUGCUGGAGCUGCUGAUUGUUCAAAUGCUGUACUCUUCUAGCAUCACCGCUCCCUGCCUCCCACCUUGUACCUGUACCUGACUGUGGCUGACGAGAGAGCUUUGAUACACCACCAGAGAUAAACUUCCGGCCGAGGAGGCGCGUCACAAUGGGUCUGGGCUGCGCUCAGCUGAUGCUGACGCUCUUGUUAGUCCAACUUCCUGUGGUUCAAAGCCGGCGAAAGCGAGAGAAAGCAACUCUGACGUUCUCUGACUGCGGAAGCGACCCGGACCGCCUCAUCCACUUCCACGAGGUGAAAGCCCACCCGAUGCCCAUCAUUGUCCCGGGUACCCUGUAUGUCACUUUUGCUGGCAAUUUCACCUCCGACCUGCCGCGGCGACUAACGGUGGAGCUGAACAUCAUGAAGUACUUCUUCGUUCCCUUCUCUGUGCCCUGUCUAAAGGGCGGGAUAGGAUCAUGUACAUACGACAAUGUCUGCGCUUCGCUUGAGCGCUUUGAAGGCCGACGGUGCCCGCGGUCUUUGAGGCAGAGAGGUCUUCAGUGCCACUGCCCUUUCCUCGCCGGCCACUUCGCUGUCAGUGACUUGCCUCUCAAUGUACCCAGGGUCAAAGGUUACGCAGGAAGCCUUUUAAAUGGGGACUACAAACUGGAGCUGAACAUCCUAGACGAGGAUCGUGCGGAACUGGGCUGUCUGCAGCUCACAUUCUCGAUGAAAAAGCGUCACCAGGGCUGGCUCUUCAAGAUAUGAACCCAUCACUGUCGAAGCAGACGGUCAAGAUUGCAGAGGUUCUACUCCGCAAAGCGUGACUAACUCUCGGAAAGACUUCAACUCUACUAUUAGUUUGCCUUGUAGGCGGGGAACUCUGAGUACCAAACUCACCGUGAACUCUUUACGGGAAACAAAUUGUUACACGAAAGGACCAACGUACCUGGGAAAGAAACGAGAAGAGUUGCUGCGCAUUAAAAAGAUGAUUAUGUAACAGAAGCCAGCGCUUCCCAUUCCCUCACCGGUACUUACACUAACAUGAACGAUUUUAGAUUAACUGACGUACAGUAGAAAAAUGUGGGUUGGACAAUGUCUGACAUUUUGGUGUUGUACAGUCUGGCGAAUGUUGCAUUAGUUUAAGUUAUUUGGUUGACAAAGUCAGUUACUUUGUCCUUUCGUCACCUCAUGGACGAAUGCGGGGUUUGCUCUGUGUAUUCUGCACCUUCACUUCCCCGUGACAACAGAACUGCCUGGGUAUGGAUUGGUGCAAAGAACACUCGUUGGAUACAACCUUACCUAUGAAUUUCCCCCUAAAAUUUGACCCGAAUCACCUCAUCAAGCAGUCCAAUGCGUCUUCUGGUCUCAGCGUCUACUUUACCAAGAAACACUUCACAACGGUCUUCGAAAUAAUGGCCGCUGCUCGAAAUGUUAAAGGGAUAAGUGAAAAUUGCAUUCAAUACAAGCCAUAAAUAAAUUAGGGAAGAUUAUUAAAUGUAUUAAGAGUGUUGUCAAGUAACAAGCCAGUAAAAUAAAAUCGGCUAAACAACGGUAGCCCAGUCUCUUCAUCAGCUGUUCGUCAGCCAUCGUAGUACGCCCUCACACACACAGCUUGCAACAGUUGAUCGCUUCACAUAUAUGCUGCAGACACACUUAUAUCGCUACUUCCAAAAGCGAAAGUUAUUUAUCACCCCAUUUACGACCUAACAAAAAUAAAUAAAAGUCAAACAGUAAGCAUAACGCUUUCCCCUGAACAGCCGUCUUGUAUUCUAUUCUUAUGUCCUCUAUGUAAAUGUUGGUCGGCCAAAAGGGACUUGACUCUUUGCCAGAUGGCGCAGCUCCUCGUCUGUUGACUUGCAGCAUAGUCGUCGCAGCCAAAGAAGUAAUGAUCGUGUGCAACCCACUGAACAGCACACUGAACAACCAUUGAGCUGCAAGUGCAAUGCCGUGACGACUUGCAACGGCAGGACUAAAACAACUGAACAAGGUUUGAGUUGAAGAUGCAGCAGUGAGCAGACUUUGAGCUGUGAGUUCACAUUUUCACUCAUAUCAGCGACAACGUGCAGUUACAAACUUAAAACAGUCAAGGAAAUUGAAGUAGUCUUUUGAAUCUUGCUUCUUGAAAAAAAUAAGUUAAAAAAAAUACAUAAUUAAAAAAAAAAAAAAAAUCGAAGAAUUAUCGAAAUAAGCUCCACUGCAAAACUGAUGGAAUUUACAGCAGGCUAUUGCUGACCAUUGCUUUGAUGUUUCUGUUGCUACUGAUUAUUUGACGGCAUGAUCCUUGUGAUUAUGCUGUUCUUUAUCGACGACUGUAAUUUGUUAGGUACAAAUCUGUUCGUCUGCAAAUGUUUGUACAAAAUUCAGCCAUGUCUAUGCGUGCUUGAUGCUUUAGGACUUCACAGAAUGAUAUGAUUUUUGUCAUUGUACACUGGCCAGAACCACGUUUGCAACAAGGCAAUGCUUUUACUAGUCUUCAUUUUACUCGUCUCUCAAGUUGUGGAUCGGAAGAAGCACAGGAAAAGAAAUGUAAAACCAUAAAAGGACGUGGGCAGAGAUGAAAAGAAAGGGCCAUUUUGAUCACAGGAUUUCAGGGAGCUUCGAGGGUUUGGAAGUAAAAGCCAGUCAAGGUGAAACCUGGCACCCACGGAUUUUCCUGCAUUUGUUUUAGUGGUUGUAAUCUAGCGACUGAGCACAGCUCUCUCUUGGCGCGCUAUAAAUAGCUCUUCGAUGCCAAAGGGGAAGCUGGAGUUACGUUGGCGAAAGUGCUAAAAUGUUUAACAUACUGUGCUAGUCGGUGGUAAUCCGAGACUAGACACACACUGCCAGCUCGUUCUCUUCUUGCAUAUUGCCGAGUCUAUGACUUCCUGCUUUAGUGAUUGUGAUUUGCAGAUGUGAAUAUUUUUCUCAAAGCUGUAAUAAAAGUCGUGUUUCA